Molecule: messenger RNA, 991 nt
Organism: Chrysoperla carnea
Lineage: Eukaryota; Metazoa; Arthropoda; Insecta; Neuroptera; Chrysopidae
Gene: Non3
Product: ribosome production factor 2 homolog
Exons: 3
Coding region: 77-976 (299 amino acids)
Biological process (GO): maturation of LSU-rRNA from tricistronic rRNA transcript (SSU-rRNA, 5.8S rRNA, LSU-rRNA); ribosomal large subunit assembly
Cellular component (GO): nucleolus
Molecular function (GO): rRNA binding
Source: RefSeq, a predicted model, not a curated record
UAGAUGGCAACACUUUCUAAGCAAAUUUGGCAUCCACACAUGUGGUCAACUUUUCCCUUAAGCAUAACCUGAGAAAAUGGGUGUCAUAAAACGUGUUGUUAAACCAGUUACUCAUAAAGGUAAAAAAGUCUUACAAUCACGAGCACCAAAAAUCAUUGAAGAUCCGAAAAAAACAUUAUUUCUAAAAGGACGUAAAGCUUCACAAUACUUACAAAAUGUUAUGAAAGAUUUAUAUUUAUUAAAAUCACCAGGAUGUAUUAUGCGAAAUAAAAAACAUGAUCUUGUACCAAUGGAAGAUCCGACGCUGUUAGAAAUUUUAACAAAACGUAACGAUUGUAGUUUAUUUAUGUUUGGUUCACAUACGAAAAAACGACCGAAUAAUUUAAUUAUUGGAUGUACGUACGAUGAACAUAUUUUGGAUAUGUUUGAAUUUGAAGUGACAAAUUUUAAAAGUUUAGCUGAAUUUAAAAAUGAAAAGGUAACACAAGGUAUUAAACCAUGCUUAAUAUUUUCUGGACCAAUCUGGGAACAAUCACCACAAUUCACACGUAUUAAAUCGUUAUUAAUCGAUUGUUUUCAACGUGAACAAGUCGAAGCAAUUCGUUUACAAGGUUUAGAACAUGUUAUAAACUUUAUCGUCACUCCAGAUAAUAAAAUUCUAUUUCGAUCAUAUCGAAUACAAUUAAAGAAAUCUGGUUGUAAAACACCGCGUGUGGAAUUAGAAGAAAUUGGUCCAGCAUUUGAUUUAACAUUAAGGCGUACAAAAGAAGCAUCGGAUGAUUUGUUUAAACGAUCACUUAAACAACCGAGAGAAUUGAAAACGACUGUCAAGAAAAAUGUAUCACGUGAUAAAUUGGGUUCAACACAUGGUCGUGUCCAUUUGGGUAAACAGAAUAUACAGAAAAUACAAACACGAAAAAUGAAAGGUUUGAAAAAAUCGUCUAAGAAAAAUAAGAAAGUUGUAAAAAAAGUUUAAUAAGUUUAUUUAAUA